Candoia aspera is the source of this 1083-nucleotide messenger RNA. RefSeq names its product veficolin-1-like. The record is from RefSeq and is a predicted model, not a curated record. The coding region runs from base 61 to 1047 and encodes 328 amino acids. The transcript has 8 exons. Gene Ontology annotation, biological process: complement activation, lectin pathway. Gene Ontology annotation, molecular function: signaling receptor binding; carbohydrate derivative binding; antigen binding. Lineage: Eukaryota; Metazoa; Chordata; Lepidosauria; Squamata; Candoiidae.
CCUCUCAGCCCAGCUCAAAGAGAGAUUCAAGGGACAGCAAACUAGGUUCCCCAAGGCAAGAUGACAAUUUGGAUUGGUUCUUGCUUCAUAUUCCUGGUUGCUCUGUCUGUGGAGAGAGGAUUGUCCACACAGGAGGAGACAGAAACCAACUGCUGUGUACAGCUGAAGGACUUAGCACAAUGCAGAGGUGGGACGACUGUUCUCCAGGGCCAGGCAGGGAUACCUGGAAUUCCAGGGGUGCCAGGAACAAAUGGACUUCCUGGGGCCACGGGUGACCCAGGACCUCAGGGCCCCCCAGGUGGAAAGGGCUCUGAUGGGAUACCUGGAAAAGCUGGACCAAAGGGAGAGAAAGGGGAUACAGGGGAACCCUGCCGCUCGGAAGGCUGUCAGCAGGAAGAGGCAAGAGCCAGACACUGCAAGGAGCUCCAGGGACUUGGAGAGACCCUGACUGGCUGGUACACGAUCUACCCAACCCCAGGGAAAGCAAUGGUGGUUUUUUGUGACAUGGAGACAGAUGGAGGAGGCUGGUUGGUCUUCCAGAGGCGACAGGAUGGAUCAGUUGAUUUCUACCGUGACUGGGAAUCAUACAAGAAAGGAUUUGGGAGGCAAAGAUCAGAAUUCUGGCUGGGCAAUGAUAAGAUCCAUCUUCUCACCAGCUCUGGAACACAGCAGCUGCGGAUAGAUGUGGAAGAUUUCAAUAGUUCCACAACCUUUGCGAUGUAUUCCAGUUUCAGAAUCGCAAAUGAAAGUGAAAACUACAGGCUAACGGUGGGCUCCUAUUUGGAUGGCAACAUGGGUGACUCUUUCUCAGGACAUAAUGGCCUGGCAUUCUCUACAAAAGACAAAGACAACGAUACCUAUGAACCCAAGAGCUGUGCCACAAUUUAUCAUGGAGCCUGGUGGUACGGUGCCUGCCACUCUUCCAACCUGAAUGGCCUGUAUCACAAAGGGGAACAUACCUCUUAUGCUGAUGGCAUCAACUGGGCUGCUGGGAGGGGGCACCAUUAUUCUUACAAGUAUGUGGACAUGAAAAUUAGACCUCAAUAGGUGAAAUAUCAGUAUAUUUGGAAUUGUUUAACUCUG